Staurois parvus is the source of this 270-nucleotide messenger RNA. NCBI's taxonomy places the organism in Eukaryota, Metazoa, Chordata, Amphibia, Anura, Ranidae. The record is from the annotation of a GenBank genome assembly.
GUGAAUAGCCUUGUACCAUGUGACCUCUGUGAUCAUUCACAGAUUUCACACGUAGUAAGCAAUGAUGUCAGAAGUGACAUCUUGCUUACUACUCUUCAUGUGAUCACUGAUUGGACAAUCAGUGAUCACAUGAUCGGGACCUCACACAGAGGUCCCGUACAACGAUCAUUGAGAACUUCUGUUGUGAGCUGUGAUUGGUCACAGCUUGUCACAUGGUACAAGGCUGUGGUGAAUAGCCUUGUACCAUUGACCUCUGUGAUCAUUCACAGA